GCCCCGCUCUAUCCCGAUGUCACACCACCUUGCGCUCUCAAGCUUGAGCUGUGACUCUGCAGUCUGCCACAUGACAAACACCUUGCGGACAACAUUACAACUUUGCCAGCACAAGUUUUCUUCGGUGCACCGGUCUUUGCAGCGUCUCAAAGCACAGGACAAGUAUGGACAAGUGGCGUUGGUUUGUGUCGCGUUGGACCUCGAGUCGCCCCGAGUCGUGCUUGGACCUCGAAAGAUGACCCAUGGACAUGUUUAAAGGCUUGCCAACCGUGAACACGGUGGAGGCCAUCACUCUUAGGUGCAAUUUGCAUGUGGUGCGAAAGCUGCAAGGAGCUAUAGCUGAGCUGCUUCACUUGAUUUGGGCUCAGAACACCCACGGUUUUGUAUGUAUUACCCUGAAAGCAUGCCCAAAAUGGGGGUGACCAAGAUCUUGGCCAUCCUGGCUGGGUGUCGAACCCUUCAGGCGGCCAUUUCAGAGAGCUUGAUCUCGUCAGAUGAGUGUGAGGAUGAACAGUGUACUUUGAACGCGCUGCAAGUAAGGGGACGCAAGGUCUCUGAGGAAUUGGUCAGGGAGGCAGACACAGAGGCCUUCAAGGUUCCUGAUGUGCUUUCUUCCUCAUUCCUUGAGACUGAUCACCUUGCCAACGCGUCCGAAGAGGUGGCAAUCCCGCGGUUCUACCCACUCAACCACGGCUGGCACAAGGUUGCUGUCGAUGGUGGAGACACAGUGGGCUUCAUGCGAGCUUCUUUGAAAGCCUGUGAAUACUUCUGCGCCAGCACAAAGGGCUGCCACAGCAUUGUCUCCUGCCCCAAGACCCGUGCGUGUCAGCUGAAAUCUGCAGUUUUGGAUGGCACGGAGAAAUGGAAGCACGACCCAUAUUGCCAGACGUGGUAUGUGAACAUGGCAAGCGCUACGGUUGGUAAAUGGGGAGGAAGACCUGUGGAGUACAAGCAGUGUGACAAGGGCACAGUUCCCAAGGGUGCUGAGUGUGUCAAAGCUGACGGCCCUGCGAGCAUGACCUUCUAUCAAUACAGCGCGCAGAAGAAGUACGACCCUGACCGCGUUUGGGAGAAUGUGGACAUGGCAAGUCUCGGUGGAGUACUGUUUUAUCUUCACAAUGAAGUGGUGGACAGCAAGGGUGAGCAGCUGUCCAAAGAUGGAAAGAGAUCGACAAAGUUCGACAUUGAUCGUAUUGUGCGUUUCAAAGUGACUGUGCACAACACAGAGGCUCUUUGGAAACAAUUCCGUUCACAGUUUGGACAAUUCAUUCAGUUCGACUAUGGGCAAGCCACUUUUGGUAUGCCUGACCAUGUGAAGAAAUGCAAUGAUAUUUGGACAAAGUUUGGUUUUGAAGUUGGAUGCCAAGUAGUUCCAACGGGAGUCUCUGGAUAUGAAGGCGGGUUUUGGAGCUCCUUCCCGGGACGCUGCCCCUCCAUGCCCUUCACAGACGAUUCUCCCCAGGGUGGUCAGAAGAAGACAAGCACUUGCAUGAGAGAUUGGGCAGGAGGCUCUUGCCCAGAGCCUGACGGGACACCUGAUUGCACUUGGCACAUCGAGCCUGCUGGAUAUGUCAUGCUCAGCGAGCUCAUGGGAGAAGAUGCCGAUCAGAUUCUGAAUUCUGGAGGCCACCUUUAUGAUGAGGUCUUGGACCGUGGGGUGGGAACAAGCAACAACUUCUGGGCCAAGAAGAAGGACAAAGCGGCAUGGAGACCGAGAUCACACACCAAAAACGAUGCGGGCUUGGAGACCGCUGCUGCAUGCACAGCACGCAUGAACAAGCUCUUGAUGCUCUUCGCCAAGAAAUUUCCAGAUUUCGAUGCUGCUCUUCCUGAACCUUCCUGCGAUUUCUGGCGAUGACUGGCCCAGAACAAGUCCUGCAGCAACCUGUGGCAACAAAUAUGUGUUUUUUUGUUUCCAUAUUUUCCAUCCCCUGCUUUCCUUGUAAGGACGUUCAUGUAAGAACAAUCACACGCUAAUUGUGAGGUCCAAGACAUCAAACAUGC
Durusdinium trenchii is the source of this 2004-nucleotide messenger RNA. The record is from the annotation of a GenBank genome assembly. Lineage: Eukaryota; Dinophyceae; Suessiales; Symbiodiniaceae.